Molecule: messenger RNA, 1240 nt
Organism: Arachis ipaensis
Lineage: Eukaryota; Viridiplantae; Streptophyta; Magnoliopsida; Fabales; Fabaceae
Source: RefSeq, a predicted model, not a curated record
AGCUUUCCACUAGCAAAUAGGUAAUAUUAUGUUACAAUGUACCCGUUUCUUGAUAUUUAAGAUUCAGUUGAGCUAAUUGAAAACAUCAUAUUAGGUGGCGUAACUGGGAGCGUGGUGACCGACGAUAUAGAUAUAUGAAGCUAGCUCACUUUAGGAAGGCCUUUGAUGAACUUCAGGAAGGCCAGUUUGUCUGGGUUGCUUAUGUUGUGGAUCAUGUGGAUCCGAACAUAAUUCCUCCUGAAAUCUACAUGCAAUCGGUUGUAUGGAGUGCUACAGUUCCAUUGGUGUCCUUUGAAUGUAUCGAGUGGCAUGCCACCGAUAGGGUCAGGCGACGGUUCGGUUUCAUUCAGGGAGUACCUAAUCAGGAGCAGAAUCUGGAUAAGGCGCAUGGGGAGGUUUUGACUGGUCCUAAGAAUCUUAACUGGGCCACGGCACCGAGUCAUUCAAUUUGGGUGAUGCAUUGGACAAACAGGUAUCACUACGUUCUUUCUGAGCUUCCCAUCCCUUCACAGCAUCCAUUGGAUAGUUACAUGAACUGGUACCGAUCAAAAUUUGGGACCGCUUAGCCUUGUCGAAUCUUGUGGGUGAAGAGGAUGCGGGUAAUGAGGAUAUGGAUGCGGGUAAUGAGGAUAUGGAUGAGGGUAAUCAGGAUACCGAUAAGGGUAGUCAGGAUAUGGAUGAGGACAAUGAAGAACAGGAGCCACAUAUAUCACCUCCAAAUCCGCUUCCACAAGAACAACCUCAGUCCUCAAACCAGUUUGUACCUCAGACACAGUUCACCCCAUCAUUUUCAAUGCAGCAACAAUAUUGGGGUAUGUCACAGUUUGAAACAGGCGAAGGAGGUUCUUUUAGCCAGUUGCUUGGGUUCAUGGCUGCAGAUGCCGCACAAUCACAAUAUGGCCAUCAGGUUGAGUUCAUGCCAGGCAGGUAUUCGUUGGAUGCGAGGUAUCCAGGCCAUACCUCAUCCGUUGCUUCCGGGGGUUCGUAUCUGUUGAUGACUCUAGUAGGAGUGAGGGUGGACGCGGUGUUCUCAAUAGUCAAAAUCCUAACCGUCUUAACAUGGGACUCAUUGAGGAAGACACUAACACACUCGAACAAGAAACCGAUGCCUAUCUAGUAGACGACCCGGAUGACGAGGGCGAUGGUGAGGAUGAUGAAAUUGAAGAGUUCGAUGAGGAUGAAAAAUCUCGUAACGAUGGUAUUAUGUUAACUAUUUUGCUUUACAUAUACGAUAAGUUAU